Gracilinanus agilis (Agile Gracile Mouse Opossum) is the source of this 1695-nucleotide messenger RNA. RefSeq names its product zinc finger protein 420-like. Bases 1 to 1695 code for a protein of 564 amino acids. The transcript has 2 exons. Gene Ontology annotation, molecular function: RNA polymerase II cis-regulatory region sequence-specific DNA binding; DNA-binding transcription factor activity, RNA polymerase II-specific. Gene Ontology annotation, biological process: regulation of transcription by RNA polymerase II. The record is from RefSeq and is a predicted model, not a curated record. Lineage: Eukaryota; Metazoa; Chordata; Mammalia; Didelphimorphia; Didelphidae.
AUGCUUUCUAUGAGUAACAAAGAGGUGAGACCUUUCAGUCAGAACUCUGAGCUUGGUUCAUAUCAAAUAAUCCACUCUGGAGAGAGACCUUAUGAAUGUAAAGAAUGUGGAAAAGCUUUUUCACUGAGGGGUGGUCUUGCUAGACAUCAGAGAAUCCACACUGGAGAGAAACCUUAUGAAUGUACACACUGUGGAAAGGCUUUCACAUGUAGGGGCAAUCUUAUUGCACAUCAGAGAAUCCACACUGGAGACAAACCUUAUGAAUGUAAAAACUGUGGAAAGGCUUUCACACAGAGGAGUCAUCUUGCUAAGCAUCAAAGCAUCCACACUGGAGAGAAACCUUAUGAAUGUAAAUAUUGUGGAAAGGCUUUCACACAGAGGGGUAAUCUUGUUGCACAUCAGUCAGUCCAUACUGGAGAGAAACCUUAUGAAUGUACACAGUGUGGAAAGGCUUUUGCACAGAAGGGCACUCUUGCUAAGCAUCAGAGAAUCCACACUGGAGACAAACCUUAUGAAUGUAAACAAUGUGGAAAGGCUUUCACACAGAGUGGCACUCUUGCUAAGCAUCAGAGAAUCCACACUGGAGACAAACCUUAUAAAUGUACAGAAUGUGGAAAGGCUUUCACACAGAGGGGCCAGCUUGCUGCACACCAGAGAAUCCACACUGGAGAGAAACCUUAUGAAUGUGAACAUUGUGGAAAGGCUUUCGCACAGAGGGGCACUCUUGCUAAGCAUCAAAGCAUCCACACUGGAGAGAAACCUUAUGAAUGUAAGCAGUGUGGAAAGGCUUUCACAGGGAGGGGUCAUCUUGCUGUACAUCAGAGAAUCCACUCUGGGGAGAAACCUUAUGAAUGUACACAAUGUGGAAAGGCUUUCAUACACAGAGUGAGUCUUGCUGCACAUCAGAGAAUCCACACUGGAGAGAAACCUUAUGAAUGUAAGCAAUGUGGAAAAGCUUUUACACAGAGGGGCUAUCUUACUGAACAUCAAAGCAUCCACACUGGAGAGAAACCUUAUGAAUGUAAGCAAUGUGGAAAGGCUUUCACACGGAGGGACACUCUUGCUAAGCAUCAGAGAAUCCACUCUGGAGAGAAACCUUAUAAAUGUACUCAAUGUGGAAAAGCUUUCAUUCACAGGUUGAGUCUUGCUGCACAUCAGAGAGUCCACACUGGAGACAAACCUUAUGAAUGUACAGAAUGUGGAAAGGCUUUCACAUGGAGGGGAGAUCUUGGUAAACAUCAGAGAAUCCACACUGGAGAGAAACCUUAUGAAUGUAAACAGUGUGGAAAAGAUUUCACACAUAGGGGCUCUCUUGCUAAACAUCAGAGAAUCCACACUGGAGAGAAACCUUUUGAAUGUAAACAGUGUGGAAAGGCUUUCACAGGAAGGGGCCAUCUUGCUGUACAUCAGAGAAUCCACUCUGGAGAGAAACCUUAUAAAUGUACACAGUGUGGAAAGGCUUUCACACAGAGGGGCUCUCUUGCUGCACAUCACAGAGUCCACACUGGAGAGAAACCUUAUGAGUGUACACAAUGUGGAAAGGCUUUCACAUGGAGGGGAGAUCUUGGUAAACAUCAGAGAAUCCACACUGGAGAGAAACCUUAUGAGUGUACACAAUGUGGAAAGGCUUUCACACGGAGGGGGCAGCUUGCUGCACAUCAGAGAAUCCACACUAGAGAGAAACUUUACGAAUAG